Messenger RNA from Salvia hispanica, 1796 nucleotides. RefSeq names its product organic cation/carnitine transporter 4-like. The record is from RefSeq and is a predicted model, not a curated record. Gene Ontology annotation, biological process: transmembrane transport. Gene Ontology annotation, molecular function: transmembrane transporter activity. Lineage: Eukaryota; Viridiplantae; Streptophyta; Magnoliopsida; Lamiales; Lamiaceae. Gene Ontology annotation, cellular component: membrane.
AGAGUACCUACCAAUUUACUACUACGAUUAAAAACUACUCCAUGUCUAUGUGGAUACACAUACAAUUAGUAUCUCUCUUAUAUAUUCCCACAUUUAAAAUCUCAGUUCCUAUCCUCAGCCGCCGCUCCUGAACUCAAAAUUAAAACAAAACAAAAAAAAACACAAAAUGUCAAAAAACUCGGCACCGGAGGCGGGGCUUCAGUCGCCGCUGCUGGCGGCGGAGAGAUUAUGCAUGGACGAUAUGCUGAAAAAGCACUGCGGCGAGUUCGGGCGGUGGCAGCUGCGGCACUUUGUCUUAACCAGCAUGGCGUGGGCGCUGGAGGCCUUCCACACCAUGGUGGUGAUAUUCGCCGACCGCGAGCCGGCGUGGCGGUGCGUGGGCGGCGCCGGGGAUUGCGACAUGUGCGGGAUGGAGGCCGGCACGUGGGAGUGGGUGGAGGGGAAGGGGAGCUCCACGGUGGCGGAGUUUGGACUCAUUUGCGGGGAGAAGUAUAAGGUGGGGUUGGUUCAGGCCUUGUUCUUCGCCGGAUGUAUGAUCGGUGCUGGAGUAUUUGGACACCUCUCCGACUCUAGAUUGGGAAGGAAAGGCUCCUUAGUAAUUGUUUGCAUACUGAAUGCCAUCUCCGGUUGCCUGACCGCCCUCUCCCCGACCUACCCCGUCUACGCGGGCCUCCGCCUCCUCACGGGUUUCAGCACGGGCGGGGUCGGCCUCUGCGCCUUCGUCCUCGCCACCGAGCCCAUAGGCCCCACCCGUCGCGGCGCCGCCGGCAUGUCCACCUUCUACUUCUUCUCGGGCGGGAUCGCCGCCCUCGCCGGCAUCGCAUACAUCUUCUCGACGUGGCGGGCCCUCUACAUCGCCACAUCCGUCCCCUCCGUCCUAUUCCUCGUCUUCGUCCUCCCCUUCGUCUCUGAGUCCCCGCGCUGGCACCUCGUCCGGGGCGAGGUAGGGCCCGCCAUGCAGACCAUGCGCGCCAUCGCGCGGUCCAACGGGCGGGACUUGCCCGAGACGGCCCUCCUCGCCCUGGACGAGGAGACAGGUCAACAUAAGUGCACGUCCGCUAAGGAAGCUGCCAUAAUCACAGGAUCCUUAGUGGACGUGCUGCGGACCCCACUGACGCGGGUCCGCCUCUUCCUCGCCGUAGCGAUCAACUUCUGCUGCUCCGUCGUGUACUACGGGCUGAGCCUCAACGUGGUGAACCUCGGCACCAACCUCCACCUCAACGUGUUCCUCAACGCGGUGGCGGAGAUGCCGGCGUUCCUCCUCACGGCGUUGCUACUCGACACUUUCGGCCGGAAGCCGCUGAGCAUCGGGACGCAGUGGUUCAGCGGCGCAUUCUGCCUCUUGGGGGGGAUGAUGAAGGUGUACGGCGCGUGGAAGACAGUGAGGAUGGUGUGUGGGAUUCUCGGGAUAUUCGGGAUGGCGGGGACGUAUAACUUGCUGUUUAUCUACACGGUGGAGCUGUUUCCGACGGUGGUGAGGAAUGCGGCGCUGGGGUGCGCAACGCAGGCGGCGCAGAUGGGGGCGAUACUGGCGCCGUUCGUGGUGGUGAUGGGGGAGAGGGUGCCGUUUCUCGUGUUCGGAGUGUGCGGGUUGGCAGGAGGGACGCUGGCGUUUUUGUUGCCGGAGACUUUGAAUCGGCCGUUGUAUGAUACCAUGGCCGGAAUGGAAGAGGGAGAAGGUGCUGCUCUGUUGAGUUGAUUUUGUUUAAAUUACAUGUUUUGGAUUAUACUCAAGUAUUCAUUUUGGAACGAAGAAUGAAGAUUUUUGUGUUAUAAAAAAGAUUACUUCUUUACAA